ACUAGCUGCCUGUUCACAUUUACCAUAAAUAAUGAGUAAAAACAUAACUUGCAGCUAGAUUUUGGAAGUAACUUCAGGAAGGGUUUGUUUCCUUCUCUUUCCCCCACCCCUUUAAGACUUUUUGUCUUAUGAGAUUUGUUUGCAAUCUGCUAGCUGAAGUUCUGAGGCAAGUUUGCCAGAUCUGGGGCUGUAUCAUCACUCUGCACAUCUGGAAAUGGUUUGUGUGCUCUCAUUCCUCCAGCACAGCAUCUGGACUCUGCACUAUUCCUCAGCAGCAGAGAAAGGAAAGAAAACCAGCACAACUCCAAACUAAACUUUGAAGAGUUCGAAAAACGAAUUGAAUUGUAAAACUGUUACUGUGCCCUAUAAGGCCCUUGUGUGGGUGACUUCAAAGGAGGAUGGUGGUCGAGGACGCUUUGGCAAGAGUGCUUACAGCUAUGGGCUAUCUAGGAUCCAAGUAAAUAACUCCACAGUGCUUCAGGAGAGAGGAGUCCCGAAUACUGUGCUGCUUUGAGGAGUUUACCACAGAUCACAGUUCUCAUCCAACAGGACACAUGGCUCUUUUAAAGAAAGUUAACCAGAUUUUACUGAUACUUCUUGUCUUAACCGUAUGUGCUAUCCUGUAUAACAAAAUUCACCAAGUGCCUUUGGCAUUAAGAAAUGAAACAGUGGAUUUGGCUAGCCCUGAGGAAAUGGAGGAAGAAAUCCCAGUGGUGAUCUGCGCUGCUGCAGGCAGGAUGGGUGCAGCUGUAGCAGCGAUCAGCAGCAUCUACAGCAACACAGAAGCUAAUGUUUUGUUCUACAUCAUUGGGCUGAAGACAACCAUCCCACAUAUUCGAAAAUGGAUUGAAAAUUCUAAACUGAAAGAAAUAAAAUUUAAGGUUGUGGAAUUCAAUCCUAUGGUACUAAAAGGAAAAAUCAGACAAGAUGCAUCACGUCCUGAGCUACUGCAGCCUCUGAACUUCGUUCGAUUUUAUCUUCCUUUGCUUAUCCAGAAGCAUGAGAAAGUAAUAUAUUUGGAUGAUGAUGUCAUUGUUCAAGGUGACAUCCAGGAACUCUACGAUACUAAGUUAGCUCCUGGACAUGCAGCAGCUUUUUCAGAUGAUUGCGAUCUGCCUUCUACACAUGAAAUGGUUAGAAGUGUAGGGAUGCAGAACACAUACAUGGGAUUCCUGGACUACAGAAAGCAAGCCAUUAGAGAUCUUGGCAUCAGCCCCAGCACCUGCUCCUUUAAUCCUGGAGUAAUUGUUGGUAACAUGACUGAAUGGAAACAUCAGCGGAUUACAAAGCAGCUGGAAAAGUGGAUGCAAAGAAAUGUAGAGGAAAACCUCUAUAGCAGUACCCUUGGGGGAGGUGUAGCAACCUCCCCAAUGCUGAUUGUAUUUCAUGGAAAAUAUUCCUCUAUUAAUCCUAUGUGGCACAUAAGGCAUCUUGGUUGGAGUCCUGAUGCCCGUUACUCAGAGCAAUUUCUUCAAGAAGCUAAAUUACUUCACUGGAACGGGAGAUACAAACCUUGGGACUACCCCAGUGUCCACACUGAUCUCUGGGAAAAUUGGUUUGUUCCUGACCCCUCAGGGAAGUUCAAAUUAACUCGUCCUGACAGCUGAUACUGAAAUACUGCAUAACGUAGUGUACGGGAUGCAUUUAAUAGUUUGAGAUGCAACAUGUAUGAUUGAUAGAUUUUAGAAAACAAAGUAUUUGUUAAAAAGAUGAAUAACUGACCAUCAGUUUUGUGUGCUUAUGGCAGGUGAGGGAGGCUGAAGUGACCAAUAGACAGGUCAGAUUAUCUUGACUUUCAUGUAAGGUGAGGAAACAAGUUUAUUUGACAAUGAAGUAUUUUCAUUAAACACUUACAGAGGUGAAAUUCAGUAUCAAGACAGAGCGCUUUAAUUUAGGGUCUUUCUAAACAAGAUUCCAAUGUCUUCUGGUAAGAAAAAAUCUACACAGGAGAUAGCUGCAGUGUUAUGUACAAGAAGUGUUUAGUUAUCUAGCCCACAUUAAACAGCCUGAAUUGAAAACCUGGGCACAUGUUACUGAGUUCUCUUGUGGGGUGACUGUUUUGUGGCAUCUCUGUGUAUAACAGAUCCUGUAGUGCACUUAGCAAGAUGCAAAAUACAUUCCAAUACACUGCAGUACUAUUCCUGAUUUUAUUGUGAAACAUUGAUAGAUUUAAGACAGAUUAAGAACUUCUGUAUCACUGUAACAAAAAGAGCACCAGUUUUGAGGAAGGACACAGAAUUAUAGUAUUUAGUGGAAUGGUCAUUGUACACUCAACUGUAUUUUAUACCCAGAUAACCAAGUGGGUGAUUUCAUUAAGGAAGAGACCUUUCUCUUUCAAUCAAACAGGAUAGCCUUUCAGGAGUUACAUCCUACUGUGCAACUCAGCAGUGCUAAUUUCAUGCUUCUAAUUUUGUUGAAAAUAAAACUAAAUUGUAACAAA
Messenger RNA from Motacilla alba alba, 2440 nucleotides. RefSeq names its product glycosyltransferase 8 domain containing 2 (gene GLT8D2). Gene Ontology annotation, molecular function: glycosyltransferase activity. The coding region runs from base 555 to 1607 and encodes 350 amino acids. Gene Ontology annotation, cellular component: Golgi apparatus. NCBI's taxonomy places the organism in Eukaryota, Metazoa, Chordata, Aves, Passeriformes, Motacillidae. The transcript has 10 exons. The record is from RefSeq and is a predicted model, not a curated record.